AUGAGUGGCUUCAAUUUAGAACCUCCUAAAAGAAUUCCAGUUCUUACCAAGAGGCACCCACCCCUACUUUUCCUAUUUGACCUCCUUCUCUCUUGUUUAAUGGUUGCGAAGCUUCGCAACCUUAGCUAUAUUGUCGAAGAAUAUUUAUCAUUUUGCGCCUUGUAUCUUGGUGAUGACACAGUUCACAAGCGAAAUAAACUUGGGAGAAAUGUUGAUGCACAAGGAAGUAACAUGCGUGAAGGGUUUGAAAUAUUUAAAGGACUCAGUAAAUCACUCGGGAGGGUCAAAUAUUUCCACAUUGACCAUCAAGAGUGGGAUAGGGCGCACAUACAUGUCUUUUGGAACACUCCAGAAGUCCAACCUUACAUCAGGGAACAUGUGGAAUGUGAAAAGGCCACUCGACGUCCGCGGAUGACUAACUACAACCAAAUUCAAAAUGGGGUUGGACAAGUUAGCGAUGAUUUACGAGCAUUGGCUAGUGGCCCCAGAAGAUGGGCCGGUCUUUGGACCAGACUGAUAGUUAUGCUACUGCCUGAGACCCGAACCUAA
Prunus armeniaca (apricot) is the source of this 549-nucleotide messenger RNA. Lineage: Eukaryota; Viridiplantae; Streptophyta; Magnoliopsida; Rosales; Rosaceae. The record is from the annotation of a GenBank genome assembly.